Molecule: messenger RNA, 768 nt
Organism: Trichomonas vaginalis G3
Lineage: Eukaryota; Parabasalia; Trichomonadida; Trichomonadidae
Product: RNI-like family
Exons: 1
Coding region: 1-768 (255 amino acids)
Biological process (GO): regulation of Arp2/3 complex-mediated actin nucleation; cell migration
Cellular component (GO): lamellipodium; plasma membrane
Source: RefSeq, a predicted model, not a curated record
AUGCAUCCAACAGAUGGUUUAUCAUUAGAUUUCAGCGGCAUCGAGAUGACCGAUUCACAGUGGAACCUAUUUGCUGCAUACGACAUGGACGUUAAUGAUAAUUCUACACUGAAAACAUUCAUCUGGAAUAAUAACCCAAUCACACCACCGAUCAUGGCUAUGCUUAGCAAACUGAAAGUUUUACAGCUUCUAUCUAUCAGCGGUUCCCUAUCAGAACAGACGAUUCUUCCUUUCGCCGAUUUCAUUGAAUCAUGUGAAUCUAUAACUAACCUCGUCAUCUGUGCAGGUGCAAAGCCAAUCGGUGCCGAAAAAUGCAUCACACUUAUGCGCGGUCUGAAAAACGCUAAGAACGUUGAAUCAUUAGUUCUGAAUGAUCAUUUGUUCGGCGAAGAAGGUGCAAUGGCACUGUCUGACCUUCUUAUGACGAAUAAGAAUAUCAGGUCAUGCGAAUUCGAGAACAAUAACUUGAAAACUAAAGAUAUUUGGUUUUCAUUUCUUGAAAAACUCACAGAACGAGGUCCUCCUCUUGAAUUACAGUGGCCACACGAAGUGGACGAGCUCUUCGAGAGCAAAGCGAUUGACCAGAACGAUUUAGACCACUUACACGACUGUUGGACAAAUAUUCAGAACGGUAGUGAAGAACAACAUCAAGAUGAAGAAGGACAGCAACAACUUGAUUUCGGGAAUGAAUUCGAUGCAGAACCCGAACAAGAUGAAUUUAUUGCUCCAUUAGAUUAUGAAGUUAAUGAUCGUAUAUACGAUAUAUGA